GGCGCCCUCUAAACAUUGUCAUUCGUUUGCGAGCACGCAACGGUUUUGGUUAGAUCCACAUCGACAAAGUUGAAUAUUUGCGUAAAAUAAAAUUGAGCAAGCAAAUUGCUUAUAUUGCAGAAGUGUUCAACAAUAAUCAAUAUUCAUAAUAAAAUUAAUAAAAUUAAUAAAAGCUGCAACUCAAGAUGUCUGAUUUCAACUUGACCAGCCUGGAAGAGUGUCUAGAGAAGCACAUACCACAAAAUGAGCUGAAAGAGGUGAAACGCGUUUUGUAUGGCGUCUCCGAACAUGAUGUCUUGGAACUGCCAGCACCUGCGGUCGCCUUAGCCGCAGAUCAUGACUUCGAGAUAAAGGGUUAUCGUAUUUCAGCACAGAAGGAGCACAUACGAAAGCCUCGCAUAGUGCGGGUAGGUGCUGUACAAAACUCUAUUGUAUUGCCGACCACCGCUCCAGUAGACAAACAACGUGAAGCCAUCUGGAAUAAGAUACGCAUCAUAAUCAAGGCUGCAGCGGCGGCGGAAGUUAAUGUCAUUUGCAUGCAGGAAGCGUGGACAAUGCCAUUUGCCUUUUGCACACGCGAAAAGUUUCCCUGGUGCGAGUUCGCCGAAGAAGCUGAAAAUGGUCCGACAACAAAAAUGCUACAGGAUCUUGCCAAAGCCUACAAUAUGGUCAUCCUAUCGUCAAUACUCGAACGUGAUACGGCGCAUGGCGACACCAUUUGGAAUACGACAGUGGUAAUUUCAAAUCGUGGCCAUUACCUCGGCAAACAUCGUAAAAAUCAUAUUCCACGCGUAGGCGACUUCAACGAAUCCACUUACUAUAUGGAAGGUAACACCGGUCAUCCUGUAUUCGAGACAGACUUUGGCAAGAUCGCUAUAAAUAUCUGCUAUGGCCGUCAUCAUCCACAAAAUUGGAUGAUGUUCGGUUUGAACGGUGCCGAAAUCGUUUUUAAUCCGUCGGCCACCGUGGGUGCACUGAGCGAACCACUCUGGGGUAUUGAAGCACGCAAUGCUGCUAUCGCAAAUAGUUAUUUCACAGUCGCAAUAAAUCGUGUGGGUAGCGAAGAGUUUCCCAACGAGUAUACUUCUGGUGAUGGUCAGAAGGCGCAUAAAGUUUUCGGACCAUUUUACGGUUCGUCUUAUGUAGCGGCACCGAAUGGUGCACGUACCCCAGGCUUAUCACGGCAUCGGGAUGGUCUACUUGUGACCGAGCUGGAUUUGAAUUUAUGUAGACAAGUGAAAGACUUCUGGAACUUCCCAAUGACACAACGUCUACCAUUGUAUGCAGAAUCUUUUAAGCGCGCCUCUGAACUGGUUUUUAAGCCUCAAGUCAUAAGGGAGUAGCGGAUGAGGUGAGGAGGGUCUUCACGUGACUAACGAAUUAGUGUUCCUUAUUAAAUAAAUAUAAUUUUUUUAAUGUAAAAGUAUUGUUUUUGUUACCGAAAAUAUUAAUACAAAAUUCCUUUUUUGUCAAUAA
Messenger RNA from Zeugodacus cucurbitae (melon fly), 1476 nucleotides. Its product is annotated as beta-ureidopropionase. The transcript has 3 exons. Bases 186 to 1343 code for a protein of 385 amino acids. NCBI's taxonomy places the organism in Eukaryota, Metazoa, Arthropoda, Insecta, Diptera, Tephritidae. The record is from RefSeq and is a predicted model, not a curated record. Gene Ontology annotation, molecular function: beta-ureidopropionase activity.